This is a messenger RNA of Ziziphus jujuba (common jujube), 411 nucleotides long. RefSeq lists its product as uncharacterized. The transcript has a single exon. The record is from RefSeq and is a predicted model, not a curated record. The coding region runs from base 142 to 267 and encodes 41 amino acids. Lineage: Eukaryota; Viridiplantae; Streptophyta; Magnoliopsida; Rosales; Rhamnaceae.
ACAAUUGUUUCCGGCACAGCCGAAGCCGAUAUCGAUGAGCUAGCGGUCUGCUGCUGAUUGCAUCCAACAAUCUUCUGGCAAGUCUCAAGCAGGUUGUGCCUGCAUUUAGGGCAUGAUGAAUGGGAGCUGAGCCACUUAUCAAUGCAACGAACAUGGAAGCCAUGGUUGCACUUGGGGAGCAGCCGGACACGCUCGCCCGCAGUAAACUCCGAUAAGCAGAUAACACACUCUGUGUCGAGCCCCGGCAACUUCAGGUCGGCGGAGUAACUCACCGUUGGGAAAGUCUUGAGUGCUUUCUUCUUAACUCCGGUAUUGGCCAAUCGAGAAGAAUUAGGGUUGCUCCUUGAUUCAGAGGCUACAAUACUUGAACAUCUUAAUGCACAGCGAAUUAUGGAGUUCAAACCCAGUGAG